Molecule: messenger RNA, 1810 nt
Organism: Aspergillus campestris IBT 28561
Lineage: Eukaryota; Fungi; Ascomycota; Eurotiomycetes; Eurotiales; Aspergillaceae
Product: origin recognition complex subunit 2
Exons: 2
Coding region: 86-1729 (547 amino acids)
Biological process (GO): DNA replication
Cellular component (GO): nuclear origin of replication recognition complex; nucleus
Molecular function (GO): DNA replication origin binding
Source: RefSeq, a predicted model, not a curated record
CAAUCCUGUGCCUGUCGAGAAGUAAUUACCCCCUUGCGUCAACGGAUUUCUUCUGUGCGCUGAAGCUAGCGCGCGUCGUGUUCUGAUGCAACCAGAUCCGGAGGAAGAGCGCCCUGUCUCGACGCCCAAGAGACAGCGGACGGCUACUGUGAAUGCGGACCGUCAUGGAUCGCCCGAGAUCACGCCGCUGAGGCGCAUCAAGACCCCCCAGAAAGCCAGCGCCCCGACCCCGGCUGCCUUGAAGGAAUCGGGACUGAAGACACCAACGAACCGGUCCAAGGCCAAGGCCUUGUUCUCGACGCCAGCCAAGGCUGCGGCUCCUUCUACACCGUCUAGGGCGAAAAAUGCGGACCGGUCUGCGAAGAAGAAGAGCGUUCGGCUUCUUCAGGAGCAGGUCAAUGAUGACGAGGACGACUGGGAUGGGGCGGACCGUCUAGCAGAGGAGAUCUUAGACGACGACGAUGCGGAUCCAACUAUUGAGAAGGAGGAUGGGGUGGCUGAGACGGUGGAAGCAGAGUCCGGAGAGCCAGCGAAAAAGGGCGCAGCGGCAACUCCGAAGCGUCGGGCUGGACGACCCAAGGGUGCACGGAAUAAGCGUUCUCCAACACCUGAAGGCGAUCUCCCUCCGCACGAGCGAUACUUUUUCCAGAAUCGAGCCGGUCCCGCGCGAACGUCCAACACAACCCUCAACAAGCUGAAUCUGUUGACACACGAGGAAUACUUUGAAAAGCUACAGGGAUACACGGACCCGUGCCAAAAAGAGAAGACGUUCCUGCAAGAACUUCACCACCGGUCGUUCCCGCAGUGGGACUUUGAGUUUGACCAGGGAUUCAAUAUCUGUUUGUACGGAUAUGGCUCGAAACGACAGCUUCUACAGCAGUUCGCAGAUUGGCACUACCACCGCCACAGCUCCUCCCCGCCAGCCAUCGUCAUGGUCAACGGACAUACACCCGGCAUCUCUAUCCGAUCCAUCUUCGCAACGGUCGUGACCGCCGUGCUCGGAGCAGACAUCCCAUCGAAGAUGGGAUUCCAGCCCGUGGAAGUCCUCGAACUGCUACAGUCCUCGCUCAAGGCACGACCGUCCCAGAAGCCAAUCACGGUCCUCAUCAACUCGAUCGACGCUCCGCCUCUCCGCCGCGCCGCCAACCAGGCCCUCCUCGCCCGUCUCGCAGCGACGCCCAAGAUCCACUUACUCGCGACAACCGACACCCCGAACUGCUCGCUGAUGUGGGACAUCAGUCUCCGCGACCAGUUCAACUUUGCCUUCCACGACUGCACGACUUUCAUCCCGUUCGACGGGGAGUUCGACGUCGUGGAAGAGGUGCACAGCUUGCUAGGUCGGAAGGGCCGUCGCAUCGGCGGGAAAGACGGCGUUGAGUUCGUGCUCAAGAGUUUGCCCGAGAACGCGCAGAACCUGUACCGACUGCUUCUUACGGAGCUCGUGUCGAUGUCGGAUGGGGGCCGUCUGUCGGAGGAUGAGGAGGCCGGUAAUGGCCGUGAGGAUGCCGCCAACAAGGACGAUCUGGGCAUCGAGUUCCGCAUGCUGUACCAGAAGGCCGCGGAAGAGUUCAUCGCCUCGUCGGAGAUGAUGUUCCGGACUUUGCUGAAGGAGUUCCACGACCAUCAGAUGAUCACGUCGCGGAUUGAUACGAGCGGGAUGGAGAUCCUGGGGGUUCCGCUGUCGCAGCAGGAGAUGACGAGCAUGUUGGAAGACUUGGUGUUGGCGUAGGAGUUGCAAUUGCAAUUGCAAUCUGGCAAGAAAACGAAAGCAUGUAUAUAUGAUACCCUGUACACUAUUGGUACUAAAUUA